Diceros bicornis minor is the source of this 4939-nucleotide messenger RNA. It is a transcript of the gene PLEKHG4, whose product is annotated as pleckstrin homology and RhoGEF domain containing G4. Gene Ontology annotation, molecular function: guanyl-nucleotide exchange factor activity. The coding region runs from base 252 to 4115 and encodes 1287 amino acids. The record is from RefSeq and is a predicted model, not a curated record. Lineage: Eukaryota; Metazoa; Chordata; Mammalia; Perissodactyla; Rhinocerotidae. The transcript has 19 exons.
CUGGACAGAAGGGAGACCUGUGCCGGUCUCCCGUCUCCUCAGGUCUGAACUGCGGCAGCAUCUGUACCCUCUGUGCGCGGACACCAAGACUGGCACCUUGUAUGGCCUAGUGCGUUCUGCCUGCGUUACCUGCCGAUUCCUACCCGACCGUAUUCUACCCAUUUCCUGGAAGAGCUGAGGCCUCAGUUCACACCGAGGCCCCAGCCCCUCUCUCACUGGCCCUGAGAAGGCCCGGCCUUAAGGAGAGGGUGAUGGAAGGGUCCCCAGAGGAUGGGGGUGAGUCCCCAGACACCCAGGGUCAUGCCACCGACUGGAGGUUUGCUGUGUGCAGUUUCAGGGAUGCCUGGGAUGAGGAAGAACCUGCUUCGCAGAUGCAGGUUAAAGACCCUAAUCCCACAAGACCACCAGCAGGGGCAGCCCAGGGUGAUGGGCUACAGUGCAGCCCCUUGCCUGGAGAGUUUCAGUCACCCCCAGGACAGAUGGCUGCAGAUGGGUCAGGGGAUGGCCAGAGGAGCACCUUAGGAGGUUCCUCAGUCAAGUCAGAGGAACCAGCCUUCUCUGAAGUUGAGAGCCUUCUAUGCCCAAUGUCCUCCCACCUCAGCCUGGCACAGGGCAAGAGUGCCAGCCAAGGGGGAGGGUUGGCAGGGGACCCAGUUCCAGGCAGGGUAAUGCCAGCCAGCUUGGGUCCUGAGGGGUUGGAAAGUGACCCUGUGGACCUUGGAGACUCUUCAUCUGAGACGUCAUCAGAGCUGCUGGAGUCAGACCGCAGUAGAUCCAGCCUCUCUAAGCCCACUGACUACCUCCUGGCCCAAGACCUCACCUGGGAGCUGCUGGCCAGUGGCAUGGCAGCCCUACCAGGGACUCGGGAUGUAGAAGGUCGAGCAGUACUGCUUCUCUGUGCCCAUAGCCCAGCCUGGCUUCACCCCAAGUGCAGCAGCCGUGAACUCUUCCGCCUCCUGCUUUACCUGCGAAGCAUCCCCAGACCUGAAGUACAGGCCCUGGGACUGACCGUGCUAGUGGAUGCCAGAAUUUGUCCCCCGAGCUCUUCCCUCUUCUGGGGGCUCAGCCAACUGCAAGAAGCAGCCCCAGGGUCGGUGCACCAGGUGCUCCUAGUGGGAAAGAUGCCUGAGGAGGUGCCUUCAGGGCUGCAGCUAGAGCAGCUGCCCUCUCAUCAGAGCCUGCUGACCCACAUCUCUACCUCGGGGUUGCCCACUUCACUGGGAGGAGGCCUGCCUUACUGUCACCAGGCCUGGCUGGACUUCCGGAUGCGUCUGGAAGCCCUACUGCAGAGCUGCCAGGUGGUUUGUGCCCUGCUCCAGGGGGCCAUUGAGAGCGUGAAGGCUGUGCCUCAGCCCAUGAAGUCUGGGGAAGUCAGUCGGUUGCUACGGCAGGCACGGGUCCUGAUGCAGCAUGUGCUAGACUCGCCACGGCUGGCAUGGCUACAGUGCCAGGGGGGAUUGGAGCUGGCAUGGCUGAAGCAGGAGGUCCCAGAGGUGACCCUGAGCCCAGACUACAGGCCAGCGGUGGACGAGGUCGAUGAGCUGUAUGGGCGUGUGGACGGACUGCUGCACCAACUCACCCUGCAGAGUAACCGUCGAGUACAGGCACUGGAGUUGGUCCAGACGCUGGAGGCCCAGGAGGGCCGGCUGCACCAGAUUGAAGUGUGGCUACAGAAGGAGGGCUGGCCAGCACUUGAGAAGCCAAGGGAGCCCUCACUGGACAUGCUGCUCCAGGCUCAAGGCCCCUUUCAGGAGCUGGACCGGGUUGCCCAGGAGCAGGUCAGGCGAGGUGAGAAGUUUCUGCAGCCACUGGCUGGCUGGGAGGCAGCUGAACUGGGCCCCCCUGGGGCCCGCUUUCUGGCCUUGCAAGCCCAGCUGACUGAAUUUUCUAGGGCUUUGGCCCAGCGGCGGCAGCAGCUGGCAGAUGCUGAGAAGCUGUUGCAGUUCUUCAAGCAGGCUUCGACAUGGGCUGAGGAGGGGCAGCGGGUGUUGGCAGAGCUGGAGCAGGAGCGCCCAGGGGUCGUGCUGCAACGGCUGCAGUUGCAUUGGACCAAGCACCCUGACUUGCCUCCUGCCCACUUCCGAAAGAUGUGGGCUCUGGCCACAGGGCUGGGCUCCGAAGGCAUCCGCCAGGAGUGCCGCUGGGCCUGGGCGCGGUGCCAGGACACCUGGCUGGCCCUGGACCAGAAGCUAGAGGCUGCCCUGAAGCCACCACCAACAGGCAGCACAGCUAGCCUGUGUGUCAGUCGGGUCCCUGCUGCACCUGCCACCCCUCCCCUGAGGAAGGCAUACAGCCUUGAUCGGAAUCUGGGGCAGAGUCUCCGAGAGACUGCCCACCAGUGCCACCAUGGGGCCAUUGUGGCUGCCUGCCAUGGACCAGAGGUCGGAGGUGGUGCCCAGCCAGGGUCAUCCCCUACCAUGCCUCCAUCAGGCAGCUCUGACCCCAGGAGCCCCAACAGGCUCCAGCUGGUGCUGGCGGAGAUGGUGGCUACAGAGCGGGAGUAUGUCCGUGCCCUUGACUACACCAUAGAGAACUACUUCCCUGAGCUGGAUCGCCCUGAUGUGCCCCAGGGCCUCCGUGGCCAGCGUGCUCACCUCUUUGGCAACCUGGAGAAGCUGCGGGACUUCCACUGCCAUUUCUUCCUGCGUGAGCUGGAGGCCUGCACGCGGCACCCACCCCGGGUGGCCUAUGCCUUCCUGCGUCACAGGGUGCAGUUUGGGAUGUAUGCCCUCUAUAGCAAGAAUAAACCUCGCUCUGAUGCCUUGAUGACCAGCUAUGGUCACAUCUUCUUCAAGGACAAGCAGCAAGCACUGGGGGACCAACUGGACUUGGCCUCCUACCUUCUGAAGCCCAUCCAGCGCAUGAGCAAGUAUGCACUGCUGCUGCAGGAGCUGGCACGGGCCUGUGGGGGGCCCACGCAGGAGCAGAGUGCCUUGCGGGCCGCCCAGAGCCUCGUGCGCUUCCAGCUGCGACAUGGCAAUGACCUGCUAGCCAUGGACGCCAUCCAGGGCUGUGACGUUAACCUCAAGGAACAGGGGCAGCUGGUGCGACAGGAUGAGUUCACAGUGCGCACUGGGCGCCACAAGUCCUUGCGCCGUAUCUUCCUCUUUGAAGAGCUGCUGCUCUUCAGCAAGCCUCGCCGAGGAUCCACAGGCGUCGACACAUUUGCCUACAAGCGCUCCUUCAAGAUGGCAGACCUUGGCCUCACUGAAUGCUGUGGGGAUAGCAACCUGCGCUUUGAGAUCUGGUUCCGCCGUCGCAAGGCCAGGGACACCUUUGUGCUGCAAGCUGCCAGCUUGGCCACCAAGCAGGCUUGGACAGCUGACAUCUCUCGCCUGCUCUGGAGGCAGGCCGUCCACAACAAGGAGGUGCGCAUGGCUGAGAUGGUGUCCAUGGGUGUGGGGAGCAAGGCCUUCCGGGACAUCGCCCCCAGCGAGGAAGCUAUCAACGACCGCACCGUCAACUACUUCCUGAAGUGCCGAGGUAGCAGGCAGGCUAUAGGGGUCGGGGGUGAGGAGAGCUGCUGGAGGCAACAUGGACCUCUGUCAGCCUUGGCCUGUGCUCCCCUUGGGACCUUGGCCCAGGUGGGCUCUGGCCUGUCUCAACCUGACCCUCUCUCUUAUGCAGUUCGCUCUCGGGCCUCCAUUGCUGUGGCCCCAUUUGACUAUGACAGCCCCUACCUGGGGGCCUCGAGCUCCCUUCCUGGAGACCCUGCCUCUUGCUCUGUACUGGGGUCCCUCAACCUGCACCUGUACAGAGACCCAGCUCUUCUGGGCCUCCACUGGCCCCUGUAUUCCACCAGCUUCCCAGAGGAAGCAGCACUGGAGGCUGAAGUGGAGCUGAGCAGCCAGCCGUCUUUGACUCCUGAGGACUCAGAGGUCUCAUCCCAGUGCCUGUCAGCCAGUGGCUCCAGUGGCUCUGACAGCAGCUGUGUGUCAGGGCAGGCCCUGGGCAGGGGCCUGGAGGACUUGUCCUAUGUGAGUGCCAUUUUGCCCUAUACCCACCAGGCCCUCCCUAGCCCAGUCCAGGCCUGUGGCUGCCUUUCCUUUAGGUGGGGGCAUUGGGCCAGAGCCAUUCCCCAGAGACCCCACCUGGACCCUGAGCCAGGGAAAUAGGCAUUCAUGCCUAACUUGGCACCACAGGUCUGAGCCUGGGCUUGAAGGUGGACAGUGGACCCGGCAGUCUGUAGAUCCAAGGAACAUCACCUCCUCUCAGGAUCUGCUGUGACCAGGGCAUGGCUGGCACUUGGUCCAUCUCCAGCCCACGUGCACAGCCCUAUUGACUGCCCUUUCUGAGGUCUGUGCCCAUUGGCAGACCAGCAGGGGUCUCUCCAGGGGAGUCUGGCUGCAGAGCCUUCAGACUCUCAUUCAUGAGUUCAUUCAUGAGCACCCUGAUCCUGGGCUCCUGGCCCUGUAUCCCCUUCUUUUGUCCCCCUUUCCAGCUCCCAUCCCAGUUGUGGAUUAGGAUUAGGCUAAGCAGAGGGUGGGUGUUUGUUUCCAUGCUCUAGGCUGGUGGAGCACCAAGUGGCUCUGGCAGUGACUGGGCUGCCCCCCACCCUCAGGAGGAACACAGGUGGCUUCCCAGCAGCUGCUUCCCACCCCUAGAUCUCAAAGCCACAUUCCCCAAACUUAGGGGUAGGCCCAUCCCUAUUGGACCCUUACUCUUGCUUGCUGUAGCUCCCCAGGCCCAGCCCCUUCUUUCCUGGGUCAGUUUGAUUAUAUUUACUCAAUGCUUUUAGAAUAGCUUUCAAUUACAGUUGUUGUCUAAAAUUACUUCACUGGUUGUUAGGUCUUUGGUGUCUCAGAGAGGGAGUCCAGGCCCUUGGCUCAUGAUUUACACUUUAUUUGUUUAUAAUAAAAAAUAGACUGAUGCGCAUCCUUGAAUAGCACAUGCAUUCUGGGGAUAUCCCCAGUUAAAAUGAGCCUUGGCUGUUGUGGGU